AACUACAACUCUCGGUCUAACCCAAUAGCCGACAGCGGCUAUGAAUUGUCGACAUUUGCCACAAACAGCCGACACAUAGCGGUCAGCCAUAGCGCCAACCCAUCCGUCCGCACACCGGGUGGUCGUCGGGACGCGUCCACCGGUGACGACACAGAAGAGCCCCUUUGCUUAAGAAAUAAAACCAACGGCUCGGGUCCGGGCCUAGUAUUGGUGAUGCCAUACAUAGACCAGUACUGUAUAAUCGACUGUCGGAUGAUAUGCUAUGACAUACCGGCGCAGAAAGUGCUGAACAAAGACUCGCUGACCAUCGAUGUGGACGCUGUGGUGCUAUACCGGGUUCACAACUCUAUCGUUGCGGUCACUAAUGUGCGUAACUAUAGGCGGGCGACCGAACUCUUGGCCGCCACUACUGUUCGCAAUCUAUUGGGCACUAAAACACUGACACAAAUACUGGCCGAGUGUUCGCUCAUCAAUGACGCCCUGAGGCAUUAUAAAGUGACCACAUUUCACAAUACUAUUGCACUUUCAUUGCAGCAACACUUGGACGCGGCGACUGAGUUCUGGGGCGUAUGUGUGGAGCGAAUAGACAUCAAAAACGUAAAAAUCCCGGCGGAUAUGCAGUUCCCGCUGUCGGCCGAAGCGCAGGCCACUCGGGAGGCGAUCGCCAAAUACGUCGCCGCCGACGGAGAAAAGGGGGCGUCGAUGGCGUUGAAGGAGGCGGCGGAAAAUCUCGACCCCAUGUCUAUUCAGCUCCGGUUUCUCCAGACCUUAAAUAAUAUAUCCUUGAAAAAUAACAGCACUUAUGUGGUACCUAUUCCCACCGAGUUGUUUCAAUUAGGUAAUUACAACUCUCGGUCUAAUCUAAUACCCGACAGCAGCUAUGAAUUAUUCACAUUUGCCACAAACAGCGGACACAUAGCCGUCAGCCAUAGCGCCAACCCAUCCGUCCGCACACCGGGUGGUCGUCGGGACGCGUCCACCGGUGACGACACCGAAGGGCCCCUUUGCUCGUCAUUUAAUGGUUGGCACUAUACUGCACCCCCACUGCACCCUCUGCACCCCUGCACCCCUAAAUCUUGG
Molecule: messenger RNA, 1080 nt
Organism: Medioppia subpectinata
Lineage: Eukaryota; Metazoa; Arthropoda; Arachnida; Sarcoptiformes; Oppiidae
Source: the annotation of a GenBank genome assembly